Messenger RNA from Capsella rubella, 786 nucleotides. RefSeq names its product UPF0725 protein At3g25080. The record is from RefSeq and is a predicted model, not a curated record. Bases 1 to 786 code for a protein of 261 amino acids. The transcript has 3 exons. Lineage: Eukaryota; Viridiplantae; Streptophyta; Magnoliopsida; Brassicales; Brassicaceae.
AUGGAUCCGGCUAACGGUGCCACUCAGUUUUUCCAGUCUAAAAUUUCUGAAACAUUUCGUAGCGGUGGCAGAUUAGAUUUAACGUGCUGUGUUGCUGUACUUCGAGGGGAUCCGAAUGUAUUCCCUCCAAAAUUGUUCAAGCACGAUGAUAGCUUGCCUGAGCUGCCCACAGAGAAUCCUUUCAGAGAUACAAAUCGGUUUUACUUGGUGAAGAAGUCAGAGCUGGAAGACAAUGUCAAUGACUGGAUUCGUCUAUAUUUGGAACUUGCGGUUGCCAGGAAGUCUAGGAUGUUCAUUGAAGGUGAACAUGUCUCCAACUUGGAGAUUGUGAAAGUGGCUUUACAAAAAACUAGUAGCCAAGAUCCAAACGAGGGACAUUUCAACGCCAAGAAUACAACCGUCUACAUAAGUUACAGGGACACGAGCGAGGCUCGGGUUGGUAAGGAUGUUGAUCGCAUAGCUGUAGUCAGGAGAAGCUUCGAUGAGCAGUCGUCAUGUUUCAGUCUUGUGGGUCACAAUCAGAGCUUAGAAACCAUAAGAGAGGCGUGGUUUGGUAAUGACGUUGAUCGCAUCGCAAUAGCCGGAAGAAGCUUUGAUGAGCAGGCGGCAUGUUUCACGCACGUGGGUCAGAACCAGAGCUCAGAAAUCAUACCAAAAAAGGGUAAGAGUCCCUGUGCGUCUGGCCAGCGUUUAGGUGUCCACAAACCGUGGCUGUUAUCUAUGUCUAAGAUGCGCAAGGCAUACCAAAAUAGUGGCAUUCGCAUGGCUCGUCGUCGGCACAAGUGA